CCACACGUUUGGUGUAGCGCACUCGUUUUCAUGGCGCGUCAAAACUCCUAAAUCGGUGUUGGUUUUUUGGGCUUCCUUCCGUAUUUGCAAGCUACCUAUCGAUCUAAAAAAAAAUCACAAUGAGCUUGUUUGGUUCAAGUUCUGGAUUUGGAGCUGCAAACACAGGUGUUUUCGGCAGCACCACAACAGACAGCCACAACCCAAUGAAGGAUGUUGAAGUGACAUCCCCACCCGAUGACAGCAUAAGCUGCUUGGCCUUUAGCCCUCCAACGUUGCCUGGAAACUUUUUGAUUGGUGGCUCAUGGGCUAAUGAUGUGAGAUGCUGGGAGGUGCAAGAUAAUGGCCAGACAGUCCCUAAAGCGCAGCAGAUGCACACAGGCCCUGUGCUGGAUGUCUGUUGGAGUGAUGAUGGAAGUAAAGUCUUCACAGCCUCCUGUGAUAAAACUGCCAAGAUGUGGGAUCUGAACAGCAACCAGGCCAUGCAGAUAGCACAACAUGAAGGUCCAAUCAGGACCAUCCACUGGAUAAAAGCCCCAAACUACAACUGUGUCAUGACGGGCAGUUGGGACAAAACACUGAAAUUCUGGGAUACUCGUUCUCCAAACCCCAUGAUGUCCUUGCAGAUGCCGGAGAGAUGUUACUGUGCUGAUGUGGUGUAUCCUAUGGCUGUGGUGGCCACUGCAGAACGAGGGCUAAUCGUGUACCAGUUGGAGAAUCAGCCGUCUGAGUUCCGGCGUAUAGAUUCACCUCUGAAACAUCAGCACCGCUGUGUAGCAAUCUUUAGGGACAAGCAGAAUAAACCCACUGGAUUUGCACUGGGCAGUAUCGAGGGGCGAGUGGCUAUUCAUUACAUUAAUCCACCCAAUCCCGCCAAGGAUAAUUUCACCUUUAAGUGCCAUAGAUCAAAUGGAACAAACACCACCACACCCCAGGAUAUUUAUGCUGUCAAUGCCAUUGCUUUCCAUCCAGUGCAUGGCACAUUGGCCACAGUGGGCUCUGAUGGCCGCUUCAGUUUCUGGGAUAAGGACGCUCGCACAAAGCUGAAAACCUCUGAGCAACUUGAUCAGCCAAUCACAGCAUGCUGUUUUAACCACAAUGGCAACAUUUUUGCCUAUAGUUCCAGCUAUGAUUGGUCCAAGGGACAUGAGUACUACAACCCUCAGAAGAAGAACUACAUCUUUCUGCGAAAUGCUGCUGAGGAACUCAAGCCUCGGAACAAGAAAUGAUCCUGUCAUCCUGUUACAUCUCAGAAGAUCUGCGUUAGCAUGUAAAUAUGGGAGAAUUCGAGAGACUGUCUUAUGGCUAACAUCUGGACCAAUGACGUGACAUUGCAUACAUUGUAUGGACCAAUCAGAAAGGGCCAGGCACUCCUACACGAUGGUGAUGACAGCAAAUUGAUUUUGCACUGCACGAGAGUAACCAUGCUUUAGUGUAACUUGUGUUAUCUGAUUUGUUUUUGUUGUUUUUGGCUGUCUUUCAUAACUGCAGCUUUUCUUUUUUUAUACUGCUUUAAAGAGCAAAACCCCCACACUUUUCCAACACUUCUUUGCUGUCACAACAUGGUGUAGAUCUUUAUUGGUGUAGAUUCAUUAUUCUGUGAAAUCAAUAAAUGUCUCAAGGACUCCA
This is a messenger RNA of Clarias gariepinus (North African catfish), 1626 nucleotides long. It is a transcript of the gene rae1, whose product is annotated as ribonucleic acid export 1. The coding region runs from base 120 to 1226 and encodes 368 amino acids. The transcript is spliced from 13 exons. Gene Ontology annotation, molecular function: RNA binding; ubiquitin binding. NCBI's taxonomy places the organism in Eukaryota, Metazoa, Chordata, Actinopteri, Siluriformes, Clariidae. Gene Ontology annotation, cellular component: nuclear pore. Gene Ontology annotation, biological process: RNA export from nucleus; transcription-dependent tethering of RNA polymerase II gene DNA at nuclear periphery. The record is from RefSeq and is a predicted model, not a curated record.